Molecule: messenger RNA, 1098 nt
Organism: Galendromus occidentalis (western predatory mite)
Lineage: Eukaryota; Metazoa; Arthropoda; Arachnida; Mesostigmata; Phytoseiidae
Product: protein bicaudal D-like
Exons: 3
Coding region: 1-1098 (365 amino acids)
Biological process (GO): protein localization to organelle; regulation of microtubule cytoskeleton organization; microtubule anchoring at microtubule organizing center
Cellular component (GO): cytosol; Golgi apparatus
Molecular function (GO): dynactin binding; cytoskeletal adaptor activity; dynein complex binding
Source: RefSeq, a predicted model, not a curated record
AUGAACACAGAUGUUCAAAGCUCGGAGUUCAGCCGUCUCUGUUUUGAGCUCGAACAAGCGAAUCAGGAGAAAAUCCAAAGUGCCAGGCUGGGAUUGCUUCUCUUGAACGAAAACACGGAACUCACGCGACGUUGUGAGGAGCUCGAAGCAUCAUAUGACGAAGCGAGGACUGAACUGUCGAUUUUGAGAGAGGCUUUGAGGAAAGCUCACACCCAUCAGAGGAUUUCAGUUUCGACAGGCAUAGAGCAGGAGGUUUCGCUUCUGCAGGAGUCGGCUGAGAGAGAGGCUUCGCUGGGCUUCAGUCUUCAGAACUUAGAGAGAGACCUCGUGCAUGCCAGGCAGGAGUUGCGGAGAGUCACGGCGGAGAGAGACCGGAUGAUUGCGGGAACUUCGAAACUGAGAGACUCCAAAGAAACUCUCGGAUCAGCGAACAAAGGUCUUCGCUGCGAGCUCAGAGACCUCAAGAUUAAACAGGAACAGCUGAUAAACGAGAAUAACGAGCUGGAGAAGGAGAACAUCGCACUCCAGCAGCAAGUUUCGAAACUCAGACAGAGCCAAUCGAAGUCCGAUGCCUUGGAAUACGAAGCCAGACGGCUCGCUGAGGAAGUCGAAUCACUGAACCGCCAACUUGUAGAAAUCACGGAUGAGAAGGAUUCUUACGAGAAGCGCAUGUUAGCAGCUCUGGAGCUACUACAGGCCGAGAGAGAAGAGGAGUUCUCUCUCCAGGGAUCAUUGGAGCAAGAAAAUGAGGCUGCUGCACUUCGGGCUGAGCUUGACAGAGAGGCGACGGUGGCCCCGCUCCGAAUCUCGACAGCGGGCGACCUCUUUGACGAGUUUCAUCAAACGAUCCGGAGCCUCGAGGAGCAGCUUACAGCGGCGAAGCUCGAAAAUGAAUCGCUCUCCAAGGCGCUUGAGGAGUGCGAGCGUCAGCUUGAACAGAGUCGCUCUGCGCUCGGAAUUGCGAACAAUACAUUCAAUCAGCUUGGCAAGCGCGUCGGAUCUAUGAUGUUGCAAGCAGAGAAAGUGGGUUUGGACCACGUAACUUCACUGCAAAGAAUCGGAUGGAAAAAAAUGCUGCGACUCGAUAGGUUGAUUUGA